This is a messenger RNA of Nylanderia fulva, 2972 nucleotides long. It is a transcript of the gene PIG-U, whose product is annotated as phosphatidylinositol glycan anchor biosynthesis class U. Gene Ontology annotation, cellular component: membrane; GPI-anchor transamidase complex. The record is from RefSeq and is a predicted model, not a curated record. Gene Ontology annotation, biological process: attachment of GPI anchor to protein. NCBI's taxonomy places the organism in Eukaryota, Metazoa, Arthropoda, Insecta, Hymenoptera, Formicidae.
UAUGCGCGCGCAUGCGAGCGCGACCGCGGGCCGUUGGCCGUUAAGUUCGAAAGAUGAGGAGAACGACUCUCCUUCGAGCAGUGCAAACGAGUAGACGGUGCAAAUUGUAGAAGCAUUUCGUUCUUUAUUAAAUCUUUAUUAUACUAAUAAUAGAGUCAGUUCAGUUUCACCUAAAACCGCUCCAAUCCUAGCGAGAACCAUUUUCAGUGCAUUCGGACUUCUGUGGUAUCCAAGCCUCUCUUUUCGUUAAAAUCAGUCUUUUAUCAUCGGCUACUUGACAUAUAUGAAAGGAAGUGAACAUUCGAGUAGAUUCCAGACGAGGAUCCAAAGGAAAGAGAAAUACGUUAUACGCUCGAGUCAAUUCAAAUAUCCGCGAAGACAUUUACAAUAUUUAUCCGAGAAAGAGUACAUUUGAAUGAAUCUAAAGAGAAAAGAUUGUGAAAAUUUCGUAUUAUUAUUUAGAAACGCGUGUAUAUUUCUUACCGUUAUCGUACAUACACGCCUAAGUACACUAACGAGUUUGGAAGUGUCAAGUGAGAAAUGUUGACAGCUGAAUGUCCCGGUCUCGUCGCCGCGCGUGUGUGGUUUCUUUACCAAACAUCAUUUAAAAUAAAUAUAAUUAUAACACGCGGACGCAAUAUAUUAUAAAUAACGAUUAAGGCGGAAAAUUCCCUCGUGCCGAAGUUUAGCGAUAACGAAAUCCUGUUGAGACGGUAUGCGGACCUCGGUGACGCUCUAUUGACAGGUUAUGCUCGCGGAAGAAUAAAUGUGAAUCGAUCGCAAGUGUAGCAUCGCGAGGGGAAAAAAAAGAGGAAAACAUGCCGAGGAAGUGGUUGUCGAAUUUCGCGUUGGCCGGUACUAUCAGAUUGCUGCUGAUGAACUCUGAAUAUCAAAUAAUUGGCAAUCGCGUCGAAGUGUCAACCGCUCUGAACUCCUGGAAAAGAGUGACUGAGGGAGUUUACUUGCACGAAUUCGGUAUAGAUCCUUAUGAAGGAGACCUGUUUCACGAAACCCCAAUAGGCUUAUACAUUUUCAAGCUUAUGCAGAAAUACUUACCUCAGUGGACGUUAUUUCUGCUGUUUGUUGUCACUGAUUUGACAACUGCUCUGUGCCUCGCUCUGACUGCGAAGCGCUAUGCCAUUGAACUGGCAACAAAAAGGAAAGAGGGAAAGGAAGAUGAUAGGAAGUCUAGUCAAGAUAUUCCUAGCACGUCUGCUCUGUAUGUUUCUGCAGGGUAUCUGUUCAAUCCUUACAUAAUACUAAACUGUGUCGGCCUAACAACGACAGUUUUUACAAAUCUACUCUAUUCGAUUGCACUGUUGUCCAUGACAAGACGUUCCAUGUUCUGGAGUUGCAUGUCAAUAGCGUUGCUGACAUUGCAAGGGCUCUAUCCUGUGUCGCUCAUGGUACCUGCAACCAUCUACGUCGCCAGCACAGUGAAGAAUAGAAGAAUCAGUAUUGUUACAAUGUUAAUCGUAUUUACGAGUAUCUUAACUGCCCUAUUCGCCAUUUCCUACAGCAUUAUGGGAAGUUGGUCCUUUUUACGGAAUACAAUUGGUUUCGUACUGACCGUUCCCGAUUUACGUCCGAAUAUCGGAUUGUACUGGUACUUCUUUACAGAGAUGUUUGAGCAUUUUAGAUGGCUCUUCAUCGCAUCUUUCCAAAUAAAUGUCAGUUUACUGUACAUAGUCCCGCUAGCACUGCGAUUACGACGUGAUCCAAUGUUAAUGGCGUUCUCCUAUUUAGCAAUAGCUGCCAUAUUUAAAUCAUAUCCAUGCAUUGGAGACGUCGGUUUUUAUAUAUCUCUGUUACCUUUGUGGAAACACUUGUUUCAACAUAUGCAACAGGGAUUUAUCGUAGGUUGUUUUAUACUAUUUUGUACGGUAUUCGCACCGACCGUGUGGCAUCAGUGGAUAUAUUCCAGAUCGGCUAAUGCAAAUUUCUAUUUCGGAGUAACAUUGGCGUUUGCCAUAGCGCAGAUUUUUCUUCUUACGGAUAUUCUGUUCGCCAGCGUGAAACACGAGUUCGCAAUUCAACAUGGUAUUAAUAAGAAGGUUAAUGGAAAUGAGGCUAAAUUACUGCUCGAAUAAGAAUGCUUUCCUAGAUUGCGAAAUGUAAUAUCUUGUCGAUGAACAAUGAUACCAAGUGAUACAAUACUUCUGGAGUAUUUAUUUCAAGGACAUAAAUAGUUUUUUACAAAAAAAUAUCUUCUGUCGAUAUUUUUUCUACAAUUUCCGCUCAUUCCUUGUAUAAUAUUUCACAAGGAGAUUAAAAACUAUUACAUAUUUUGGAUGUCAUAAAUAAUAACCACAUAAUUUUCAUAAUUGAUAAAACUUUCAAAACUAUAUAUCGCAUCAAAGUAUCGCAUAUAUAUAUUUUCAAAUUUUCGUAAGUUGCAUUUUUGUUAAUUUUUAUAUCUGUCUUUUGUUAAUCUUUAACAUGUAUUCUUUCAAUCUUGAAUGUUUCUGGUAAUAUAUAAGUAUUGGAGCUACCUCUUCUCUUCUCUUUGCUUCUCAUUGUCAACUGGAGAGCAAAACAUCUCAAAAAUGCUUGGAAUAUAUUGGAAAUUAUAUUUUUAAACUUGCUACUUUGGAUCAGAGAUUUCAGUAUGAAUUUUUACAUUUAGAACCUUUAGAAUGUCAUUUAAAAAAAAAGUUUAUUACUCAAAUGAAUCAAUAUGUGGUAAUUUAUUUUAAAGUAUUUAUUAUCAUAAAUAUCUUGUUUUUAAAAAAAUAUACAUGUCACGAUGUUUAAAACUUAUUAUUAGAUAAUCAGUUACAAGCCUGUUAUCAUAAAUAAAAAUGUAAAUAUGUUAGAAUCUACAUAAUUGUAAAAUAUAGCAAAAGAACUAUUUUAAAAAGAUUCUGCAACUGUAAAAUCACAGCAGAAAAAAGCGAUUUAAAAAUAUCUUAUAAAAUUUUCUGUUUGCAUCAUUAUAACGAUAUAGUUUUUAAUUGUAAUAUUUAAUUAUA